Annulohypoxylon truncatum is the source of this 730-nucleotide messenger RNA. RefSeq names its product Ctr copper transporter family-domain-containing protein. The transcript has 4 exons. Gene Ontology annotation, biological process: copper ion transmembrane transport. The record is from RefSeq and is a predicted model, not a curated record. Gene Ontology annotation, molecular function: copper ion transmembrane transporter activity. Gene Ontology annotation, cellular component: membrane. NCBI's taxonomy places the organism in Eukaryota, Fungi, Ascomycota, Sordariomycetes, Xylariales, Hypoxylaceae. The coding region runs from base 60 to 719 and encodes 219 amino acids.
UCCAAACCACGAUUCUCAUCACAUCAAACUUCUCUUUCGCGACGCAACGUUUGCCCAUCAUGGAUAUGGGAGAUAUGCCCGGUAUGACAUCGUCAUCUUCGAUGAUGAUGGACAUGCCCACUUCAACUUCUACUGCUGCUCCCGCAGCCACCUCUAUGAGCAUGGGCGGAAUGGAUAUGGGAGGCAUGGGCAUGGGCGGCCACAGCUGCAAGAUCUCGAUGCUCUGGAACUGGAACACGGUCGACGCGUGCUUCCUCUCGUCUUCAUGGCACAUUAAGUCCAAGGGCAUGUUCGCCGGAUCUUGCAUCGGCGUGAUCCUUCUUGCCAUCACCCUCGAGGGUCUUCGCCGCUCCGUCAAGGAGUAUGACCGCUUCCUCGUUCGCAAGAACGCCAACGGCCCUGUCGCCGUGACCCGUGCCGAUUCACCUAAGAUCGAUCCUCCCACCACCGCCGCCUCGGGCCCUUCGUCGGCUGCUCCCGCUGCAGCUGCGGCUGGUUACCGACCCAAGGUGUGGGAGCAGGCCAUUCGUGCGCUUCUCCACACGGCCCAGUUCGUAGUGGCCUACUUCCUCAUGCUGCUUGCCAUGUACUACAAUGGCUACUUCAUCAUCUGCAUCUUCAUCGGUGCGUACAUUGGCAGCUUCAUCUUCCAGUAUGAGAAGCUUGGCAGUGGACAGCAGACCAGUGCUGCCGGUGAAGCCACAGUUUGCUGUGGUUAAGCCUAUCCCUC